Molecule: messenger RNA, 1843 nt
Organism: Cylicocyclus nassatus
Lineage: Eukaryota; Metazoa; Nematoda; Chromadorea; Rhabditida; Strongylidae
Source: the annotation of a GenBank genome assembly
AUAUCUUACUCUUAUCAGGUAUUAUUUACUAACACAGUACAGCCAUGGUUGCACUUAACCAAGAUUCAUUCACCGUGACUUCAUCGGAUGAGGCGAACACCGCGCCAGACGUCGCGAACGAAGAAGUAGAACUUCCGGAGCUGAGCAUCGAGCAAAAGAAGGAAGCGUUGAAGGAUCUGCUUGCCCAAGGCAAACGCGAUUAUAAAGCCGGUGAUUACGAGGCAGCUGCUGACAAACUAAGCACUUGCGCCAAUUAUGCUGCUGAAGUGUAUGGAGUUUUUGCAAGCGAGUCCUUUGAUCCUCAUUACUACUAUGGACAGUGCCUCAUCGAACUGGGCCGUAUUGACGCCGAUGUUUUGAAAAAUGCUCUGACCGAUAUUCCCGAAAGCGAAGAAGGAGACGAAGAAGUUGAAGGCGAAGAAAAGGAACAGGACAAAGAUGAGACCAUUGGAAAUCCUGACACUCUUACAGAAGGAGAGCGCGAAGAAAUAAGGGAGAAAGUUGAGGAAGCACUUGCAGAAAACGCCGAAGAAUUGGAGAAGGCAAAAACUACAGCAGAUAAUGAGGUGACAACAACAAGCUUGGAAAAAGACGAGGCUAAAGGAGCAGAAGAAAAGCCUGAAACUGGGAAUGCAGAAGAUGAAACUCCGUCGGCAUCCGAUGAUGCCACGGCUGCAGAACCUGAAAAAGCUGUUGAAGCUAAGGGAGAUGUUGCGGCUGCAGAACCGGAGAAAGCUGCUGAAGCGAAGGAGACAGCUGAGGCAAAGGAGCCUUCCGGUGAAGCUGCAACAGCUGAGGCAAAGGAGCCUUCCGGUGAAGCUGCAACAGCUGAAAUUACUGAUGACGGUGCCGAAGCAGUCGCUGAAGCGACAGCAGCAGAUGAUGCAGCUGAACCCAUGGAUGCCAAAGAUGCCGAUGCUGCUGCUGACGAGCCCGCCGAAACUGAGGGUACUGAAGCCGAUAAGGAAGAUACUGAAGAAGAGCCCAGCAAUUUCCAGACGGCUUGGGAAGUUCUUGAGGUUGCUCGUAACAUCUGCGAUAAGCAAGAACCUACAAAGGAAUGGGAACUGCGCAAAGCUGAUGUUCUUUUCGCUUUAGCUGAAUGUUCGAUCGAAGAAGAAAAUUACAAGCAGGCUCUCGAUGAUCUCACAAGUGCUCUUCAAAUCCAACUUCUGCACCUUUCCGCUGGUGAUAGGAUCAUUGCGCAAACCUACGUGACGUUCGCCCGCGUUUACAAGUUGGACAAAGACUUUGAGCAGGCUUCGGAGUACUACCGAAAGGCAAAGGAGUGCAUCGAAUUGCGAAUUGAAUCGCUUGAAAAGAAGUUAGCUGAAAUGACUGAGCCAGAAAAGGAAGCAGAGAAGACUGAGAUUGAAAAGGAACUGGCUGAUCUCAAGGGACUUGUACCAGAUAUCCAGCUGAAAGUCCAAGAUGCUGAAGAAAGUGCUGCAACUCUCAAGCGGGCUGCGGAAGAGCUGAAAACAGCGUUUGCUGCUACAUUGCCUCAGCUGACCACUGUCAAUGAAAAUGUCCCCGUCAAUGAUAUUUCGAACAUGAUCCGAAAGCCAGCGAAGAGACCUGCUGAUGAUGAAUCAGAGCCAGAGCCAGUGAAGAAAGCGAAAGCUGAAGGUGAAGAUGUUGCAGCUGCCGAUGCCACAACUGCCUAAUUUCAUCCGAUCAUCGGCAAGGAUCUCAUGUUCAUAAUUCCACCUCAAACUCUUUCGCAUUUACGUAAUGCGCAUAAUGCGAAACUAACCAAUCACUACCAACUCUCAUUUAAUCUCGGUUUUCAUGCGUGUAUUGUUUAAAAUCGGUUGUUGCUGGUAUACAUUGUCAUUUUUAC